AUGUUCUUUCUCCACAAUCUUGAGCGGAGGGUGACGCUGCACCCAUCCUACUUCGGCAAGAACAUGCACGAGUUGGUCACCACAAAACUAGUUAAGGAUGUCGAAGGGACAUGCGCCGGCGACUACUAUGUGAUCGCCAUUAUGGAUACAUUUGAUAUAUCUGAGGGGCGUAUCCUUCCCGGCAGCGGCUUGGCUGAGUUCACCGUUGGCUAUCGUGCUGUCGUUUGGAGGCCGUUCAAGAACGAAGUGAUCGACGCAAUCGUUACCACUGUUAAUCCUCACGGCUUCUUUGCCCAAGCAGGCCCUCUCCGGCUGUUCGUCUCCACUCAUCUUAUCCCGGACGAGAUCAAAUAUGAUGCCAGUGCCACCCCACCUCAAUUCACCAAUAAUGCUGAUAUCGUAAUCGAACAAGGCACACAUGUGCGUGUCAAGAUCAUCGGCCUGAGGACUGAAGUUGGUGAAAUGUGGGCUAUUGGCACCAUCAACGGGGACUUCUUGGGGUGUCUCCAAGCGUGA
Molecule: messenger RNA, 516 nt
Organism: Thermochaetoides thermophila DSM 1495
Lineage: Eukaryota; Fungi; Ascomycota; Sordariomycetes; Sordariales; Chaetomiaceae
Exons: 4
Coding region: 1-516 (171 amino acids)
Biological process (GO): DNA-templated transcription; transcription initiation at RNA polymerase II promoter; positive regulation of nuclear-transcribed mRNA poly(A) tail shortening
Cellular component (GO): P-body; RNA polymerase II, core complex
Molecular function (GO): translation initiation factor binding; single-stranded RNA binding; single-stranded DNA binding
Source: RefSeq, a predicted model, not a curated record